This is a messenger RNA of Anopheles arabiensis, 2819 nucleotides long. RefSeq names its product very long-chain specific acyl-CoA dehydrogenase, mitochondrial (gene Acadvl). Gene Ontology annotation, molecular function: fatty-acyl-CoA binding; flavin adenine dinucleotide binding; very-long-chain fatty acyl-CoA dehydrogenase activity. The transcript is spliced from 4 exons. NCBI's taxonomy places the organism in Eukaryota, Metazoa, Arthropoda, Insecta, Diptera, Culicidae. The coding region runs from base 214 to 2112 and encodes 632 amino acids. The record is from RefSeq and is a predicted model, not a curated record.
CGCAGUUAACGUAAACACGUCGCAGCAAAAAGGGACAACAUCGCAGCCAGUCCACACAGAAUUUCUCGUUCAUUCGUCGCCAUCGCACGCCGUCGUAAUCGCUCUUUGUUCUCGUCUGUCCCGUCGGCUCUAUUGUGUGUGUGUGUGUGUGUGUGUUCAUUGUGUGGUGCAAUAAAAAAGAAAUUGCCCUAACUACAACAUUGCUGCAGCAAAAUGAUGCGCAUUGGGCAGCUGGUUGUGCGUAACUCGCAGAAGGUUAAGGGCAUCGAAAUUCGAAGAUGCCUUUCGGCCGCCCCACAGGCCAAACAGGCCGAAGCACAGCAGGCCACCCCAUCGGAGGCGGAAAAGCGCCCCAACAUGUCCUUCCUGACCAACAUCUUCCGCGGCCAGGUACAGCCGGCCCAGGUGUUCCCCUACCCGGAAGCGCUGGACGCCGAGCAGAAGGAAUACAUCGCGUCCUUUGUCGAUCCGGUGACCAAGUUCUUCGAGGAGGUAAACGAUCCGGUCAAGAACGACGUGAACGCCUCAAUCGAUGAGAAGACGUGUGAGGCGCUGUGGGAUCUCGGUGCUUUCUCGCUGAUGGUGCCGCCCGAUUACGGCGGUCUCGGACUGAACAACACGCAGUACUCCCGCAUGUGCGACAUUAUCGGUGGACAGGAUCUGGGGCUGGGAAUCUUUAUCGGCGCUCACCAGAGUAUUGGCUUCAAGGGCAUCUUGCUGUACGGUGAUCAGCGCCAGAAGGAAAAGUAUCUGCCGAUGGUGUCCACCGGCAAGGUUUACGCCGCCUUUGCGCUAACCGAACCAAGCUCCGGCUCGGACGCCGGUUCGAUCCGUUGCCGGGCGGUAAAGUCGGCCGACGGCAAGCACUACGUCCUGAACGGAUCGAAAAUUUGGAUCUCGAACGGUGGCAUCGCCGACAUUAUGACGGUUUUCGCUCAGACCGAAGUGGAGGACCCGAAGACGGGCCAGAAGAAGGACAAGGUGACGGCGUUCAUCGUGGAGCGUGGCUUCGGCGGUGUUAGCAGCGGUCCGCCCGAGAACAAAAUGGGCAUCAAGUGCUCGAACACGGCCGAGGUGUACUUCGAGGAUGUGAAGAUCCCGGCCGAGAACGUGCUGGGUGGCGAGGGCAAUGGGUUUAAGGUGGCGAUGAACAUCCUGAACAACGGUCGGUUCGGUAUGGCGGCCACCCUGUCCGGUACGAUGCGUGCCUGCAUCCAGAAGGCGGCCGAGCACGCCACAAACCGCGUGCAGUUCGGGCGCAAGAUUGAAACGUUCGGCGGCGUGCAGGAGAAGCUGGCCCGCAUGGCGAUGCACCAUUACGUGACGCAGUCGAUGGCGUACAUGAUCUCGGGCAACAUGGACACGGGCUCGCUGGACUACCAUCUGGAGGCGGCCAUCUCGAAGGUGUUCGCGUCCGAGUCGGCCUGGUACGUGUGCGACGAGGCGAUCCAGAUACUGGGCGGCAUGGGCUUCAUGAAGGACUGCGGGCUCGAGCGCGUGAUGCGCGAUCUGCGCAUUUUCCGCAUCUUCGAGGGUACGAACGACAUCUUGCGGCUGUUUGUGGCGCUUACGGGCAUUCAGUACGCCGGGUCGCAUCUGAAGGAGCUGCAGCGGGCGUUCAAGAAUCCGGCCACGAACAUGGGACUGAUCUUUAAGGAAGGUUCGCGCCGGGCGAUUCGCAGCAUCGGGUACGGCGGUACGGAUCUGAGCGCGUUCGUGGCCGAUCCGCUGAAGGUGCCGGCCAAGCAGUGCUCGGAGUGUAUCGAUCUGUUCGGACAGACGGUGGAAUCGUUGUUGAUCAAGUACGGCAAGAAGAUUGUGGACGAGCAAUUCUUGCUGAACCGGUUGGCCGAUGCGGCGAUCGAUACGUACGCGAUGGCGGUGGUGCUUUCCCGUGCCACGCGAUCGGUGCGCAAGGAUCUGCCCUCGGCGGAGCAUGAAGUUUUGAUGACCAAGGCGUGGUGCCAUGAGGCCAGCGAUCGCGUGCGGGUGAAUAUUCGCAAGAUUAACACCGACUCGUUUGUGAAAAAUUACGGCGUCAUGUCGCAGAUCUCGAAGAACAUCUGUGCAAACAAUGGUAUCGCGCACAACAACCCGCUGGACAUUGAGUAAGCGAGCCUCUAAGUGCACGUGUGUGUAUGUACAGUGAUCGAACUCCGAAAGCAAACCCGCCCGCCCGAAGAUUCCUUCGACAUUUCGCCCAGGGAAAGUUACUGCAAGUGAAUCGUGAUAGUGAAGCGGUACCAACGAAACGAACCACACUUCAGAUCCAGCUAGCCUGGCCGUCCACGGCAGCCAGAGACAGUACGAACUCGCGGGAAGUCGAGAGAAGGGGAGAAGAAGCCACACUACGGCUACUACGGAUCCAAAUGGGUAGAAGUGUAGUGUGUGCGCGUGUGUAGAUGUAAUAGUUUAAUUAUUUCAUUUCCCCCACUUUUCAAUUAAGUCGCUCUCAACUUGGUAGAACAAUCUAUUUUUACUAUUCUAUGGUUUUUUGUCCAACAUUUUAUCCCCCCGAAGAUGUAAAGUUUGAGUUCUUUUGUAAGACAUACCAUCACUCUGAUAGCAAGCAUAUUUUACGGACACUUAUUCCACUGCUAGUAAAUGAUUUUUUUGUGUAAGCUACAACAUCACCCCCAACUCCAACUACUAAUGUUAAUGUACACUUCUCCUUAGGUUUAAUGAUAUACAAUGUAAAUACAACAAAGAGAGCCUCAGCUAAAUCAGCCAACACUGAAGGGAAUUGCACGAGUGAUCUGCACUAAAGAUUUAUAAUGGUGGUUAAGCAAUAGACAAAUCAUUUCAUACGUACCUUUAAA